ACUGUGGCUGGGAAAGCCGUGCUGUUUCAGGCUCUUUCCCAGAAGUUCAGCGAAGAAGCUCUAAUGUUGCUGUUUCUUCCUUUCCAAGUGAAGUGGUUUCCCUGGCAAUGGACUGCCUCUCUCUGAGUAUCCACCUCCGUGAGACACUCCAGAUCUAGUCUGUGUACCCAGCUAGGAAGCACGUUGUAAAAAUGACCGAAGAGCCCAUCAAGGAGAUCCUGGGAGCCCCAAAGGCUCCCGUGCCAGUGACAAUGGAGAAGGGCCCCAAGAGCGAAGUUGUGGUCACCACAGUCCCCCUGGUCAGUGAGAUUCAGCUGAUGGCGGCCACAGGGGGUGCUGAGCUCUCCUGCUACCGCUGCAUUAUCCCCUUCGCGGUGGUUGUCUUCAUCGCCGGGAUCGUGGUCACCGCCGUGGCUUACAGUUUCAAUUCCCACGGCUCCAUCAUCUCCAUCUUUGGCCUGGUUGUUCUGUCAUCUGGACUUUUAUUGUUAGCCUCCAGCGCCUUGUGCUGGAAGGUGAGACAAAGGAGCAAGAAAGCCAAGAGACGGGAGAGUCAGACAGCUCUCGUGGCCAAUCAAAGAAGCUUGUUUGCUUAAGACUGAGUGGGACCAAAUGGGCCAUAUGGCCCCAUGACACACCCGCUCCAACUUUGUCAGCCAAUUCACCCCAAACCAUUGUAAGAGAGAAUGACCUUGGAGUUGGAGCGUGGAAGAAUGGGGGUGGGUGGGAGUAGAGGGGCUUCUCCUCGUGUCUUUCUUUAGUGACAAACUUAACUCUAAGGGCUAUGACUAAGACUGAAAAAAUCCACUUUCUCUUUAUAUUAAACAAUUUGGGGCUUUACAUUAAAUUUUUCUCUUUACCUUAAACAAUUUGGGGUUACUGGGAGGUGUACAACAUUAGACGACAUUUGGUUCAUCCUGGAAAGUAGCCAAGAAAAGAUGAGAAAAUAACAAGAUAGACCUGGCAUACCAGGCACCUGCCUCCAAAAGAAAGAAUUCACACUUUUAAGAAGUCUUAUAAAAACGUUCUACCAGAUGUCUAAAUUGCCUUGGACUUCAUACUUCUAUGAAAUUCUGUGAUAAUUUUUGUCAGUAAGUUGAUUCUCUGGCAUCUGUUUUUACUUUUCACUUUCAGUAAUUCAUCACUGGUGGUACUUUAUCUCAAAGAAUAAACUAAUAUUUUUAUGUUUUAACAGUUUUAGCUGAUUAUCUGUCAGAAGUAAAAAAAACAACAACUAAAAGGUAGUUAGCAGAUGAUGUUGGGUGUUAAAUUAAUAGUAAGAUAAUCUAAUAUAACACUUUUGAUGAUUUUUAUAUAAAAGUUAAAUGCACAUUUCAUUCAAAAUAAUAAAUACUCAUUGCUGCUGUAACUUC
Molecule: messenger RNA, 1373 nt
Organism: Carlito syrichta (Philippine tarsier)
Lineage: Eukaryota; Metazoa; Chordata; Mammalia; Primates; Tarsiidae
Gene: TMEM100
Product: transmembrane protein 100
Exons: 3
Coding region: 192-596 (134 amino acids)
Biological process (GO): cellular response to BMP stimulus
Source: RefSeq, a predicted model, not a curated record